GGAGACACGUACUCAUCGUCGCCCAGGUCCGGAUUCCACCCCCCCAAUUGGAAUGGCAUCCUCGUAACUUCAUCCACAACGGGGCACUGUUUUAUUUACCGUGAAGCUGGAGAAAGAGAGGGAGAGAGAGAGGCAAAGAGGCGCACUCAGAUAAGGGAGAGGAGAGAGUGAGAAACCAAGGUUGGCCGGAGAUGUGCCUGACGACGAAGAAACCCGGGGCUGGAGCACCCACGCCGGAGUCCGGGGAGGAGUCCUACGACUGGCGGUUUGAGGCGAUCAACGGCGGAUCGCUUCGUCACGUGGACCUCCAAACGGGAUCCAACGGCUGGGCUUCCCCACCGGGCGACCUCUUCGCCCUCCGCAGCCGCCACUACUUCUCCCGCCGCCUGAAGACACCCUCCGGCAACUGGCUCCUCAAGCCCGCAGGCGUCGACUGGCUCCGGUCCACCUCGCGCCUCGACAACGUCCUCGGCCGUCCGGAUAACCGCGUGGCGGCCGCCCUCUGCCGGGCCCAGGCCCUCGGCCUCUCGCGCAAGGCCUUCCUCUUCGCCGUCAACCUCCAGGUCCCCGGCCGCGAGUGCCACUCCGCUGUCUUCUACUUCACCGCCGAGGACCCCGUCCCCCCGGGCUCCCUCUUCUACCGAUUCGUCCACGGCGACGACGCCUUCCGCAACGCCCGCUUCAAGAUCGUCAACCGGAUCGUCGAUGGCCCGUGGAUCGUGAAGGCCGCGGUGGGGAACUACGCCGCCUGCCUCCUCGGGAAGGCGCUCACCUGCAGCUACCACCGCGGGGAGAACUAUCUCGAGAUCGACGUCGACAUCGGGAGCUCGGCGAUUGCCAACGCGAUCCUCCACCUGGCUCUGGGCUACGUGACGGCGGUGACGAUCGACAUGGGGUUCUUGGUGGAGGCGCAGGCGGAGGAGGAACUGCCGGAGCGGCUGAUCGGGGCGGUGAGGGUGGCUCGGAUGGAGAUGGGGUCGGCCACCUACGUGGAGACUCGGGGGAAGGCGGUGGAGAUCGGGAAGCCCGGGUUCCGGGUCGUGGCCAAGGUCAAUCACCACAGCCAGAGCCCGAGGGCGUCCAAGGAGCGCGAGGAGGAUGGUUACAAAUUCUCCCCUUCUUCGUCGUUUGUUUUAUCGAAAAAGAUGUAAUCUUUAGCAAAAAAGAUGCAAUCUUCAGCCGUUCUGCUCUAAAAGGCCCGGUUUUUAGGUUUCGUAGACAAUAAUCUUUCAGUUCGGGGAGAGAUCGCUGGAGAUUGUUUUAUGCUUGCCGGAUGAUCCAUUUAUUAGUCUUAUUUUUUGAUGUCCA
This is a messenger RNA of Phoenix dactylifera (date palm), 1308 nucleotides long. RefSeq names its product protein ENHANCED DISEASE RESISTANCE 2-like. The record is from RefSeq and is a predicted model, not a curated record. NCBI's taxonomy places the organism in Eukaryota, Viridiplantae, Streptophyta, Magnoliopsida, Arecales, Arecaceae.